AUGGCUUCAUCGACUCAAACUCCAGGAAAGCGUCCAUCACAUGGUUGGCGGUUCUGGGCUGUGUUCCCUGGACUAUGUUUUUCUAUUCUUCUUGCUGGCCUUGAUACUUCAAUCGUCGCAACGGCCCUACCUACCAUCUCUGCAGACCUCAACACCGGAGCCCUAUAUGUCUGGGCCAUCAAUGGCUACUUGCUCACAACAGCAGCAGUGCAGCCGUUGUUUGGCCAGGCAUCGGACAUUUUUGGACGUCGUCUUCCCAUGCUUUUCUCUAUCGCCCUAUUCACCCUAGGAAGUGGACUUUGUGGUGAUGCCAAAAACACGGCUAUGCUCAUUGCUGCCCGUAUGAUACAGGGGCUGGGAGGAGGCGGCCUCUUUGUUAUGGUUGACAUCAUUGUUGCAGAUCUGGUCCCGUUACGUGAUCGGCAGCUUUACAUGUCAAUUGUUAUGGGGACAUUUGCGUUGGGAACAUUCGUAGGACCCAUCAUCGGAGGUGUCAUUAUCACUAAAAUAUCCUGGCGAUGGAUCUUCUAUAUUAAUCUACCCAUUGGCGGCGUUGCCCUGGUUCUGGUUCUGCUCUUCCUAAGAGUCUACUACAAACGUGAAGGGACCCUGGCCGCUCGCCUGAAAAAGGUCGACUUCUCCGGAAAUGCCCUCUUGAUGGCUGCCGUAGUCCCUGUACUUAUCGCCCUGACGUGGGGUGGCACGACAUACACCUGGGACUCAUGGCAUGUUCUUGUCCCACUGCUUAUUGGUGUUGCUGGCUUGGCCGCUUUCUUCGUUCACCAGAAGUUUUAUACACCAGAGCCGACCAUGCCGAUACGCCUCUACAGCAACAGCACUUCUAUGUUGUCGUACCUUCUCACAUUCCUGCACGGUAUUGAGAUGACUUGGCUGAGUUAUUUUCUACCUGUGUAUUUUCAGGUUCUUAUUGAAGCCAGUCCUCUUAGAUCCGGAGUCGAUCUGCUCGCCAUUGUUAUUCCCUUAAUGCCUGCUGGAAUUGCCGGAGGUCUGAUUAUUGCCAAGUUCGGUCGCUAUAAGCCGACAAUGGUAGCUGGCUAUGCGCUGCUUUCUAUCGGUGCAGGUUGUUUGACAACCCUGGAUGCAAACUCUUCAACAGCGGUAUGGGUUAUUCUUCAAAUCAUUUCUGGCAUUGGAGGUGGAUUAGCCUUGACAGCGACGCUUCCUGCAGUACAGGCGCCAUUACCGGAAUCAGACGUUGCAAUUGCCACAGCAUGCUGGGCUUUUGUGCGUAGUUUUGGCUCUAUCUGGGGUGCUGCUAUCCCCUCAGCUGUUUUCAACUCGAAGAUUGACUCUUUGCUUCAUAAAAUAAGUAAUCCAGAAGUCCGUGCACUUCUAAAGCGCGGCGGCGCGUAUGAGCAUGCGACUGCUUCUUUCAUGAAGUCAUUUAACGGCGACCUUACAACAAAGAACGAGCUUAUCGAAAUCUACACUGCAGGCCUCAAACAAGCAUGGCAGGUUCUCAUUGCCUUUACGGUUAUUGCCGUACCCCUUGCUUUGGCCAUCAAAGAAAUACCCCUCCGGAAAGAACUGGUAACUGAAUUUGGACUCAAGGAUGAAGAUGAAAAAGAUAAUGCUGCUGCUGAUGAUAACACUGAGCUUGCAGCAAGGGCGACCGGAGUGGACCCGAGUCCAGCGAGGUGA
Messenger RNA from Penicillium angulare, 1662 nucleotides. RefSeq names its product MDR family MFS transporter. The record is from RefSeq and is a predicted model, not a curated record. Gene Ontology annotation, biological process: transmembrane transport. Gene Ontology annotation, molecular function: transmembrane transporter activity. The transcript has a single exon. NCBI's taxonomy places the organism in Eukaryota, Fungi, Ascomycota, Eurotiomycetes, Eurotiales, Aspergillaceae. Bases 1 to 1662 code for a protein of 553 amino acids.